Molecule: messenger RNA, 690 nt
Organism: Aethina tumida (small hive beetle)
Lineage: Eukaryota; Metazoa; Arthropoda; Insecta; Coleoptera; Nitidulidae
Gene: geminin
Product: dynamin-like protein 1
Exons: 4
Coding region: 104-571 (155 amino acids)
Biological process (GO): regulation of DNA replication
Source: RefSeq, a predicted model, not a curated record
UGUGAACUAAACGUUCGAAAACGCGGGAGGGUAACUUUUCAUUCAUUGAAAACACCCUUAAGCUGCCACUUUGUCAUUUGUUUCCGACGAUAAAUUAUUGGCCAUGAAGACCGAAAACGUGAGAAAGGUAGCCAUAAAAGUGGAUUCAAACCCUCAACAGGAAAUUCGGAACAUCAGAAAAACUAAAGUGCUCAAAGACGUGACCAAGGACAAAGAAAACGUGGUGAAGCCGACAACUUUCGUACAAGCAAAAUUGGCUUCGGAGAAAGAAAAGGCCGAGGCCAAGAAGAAGUCGCUCCAACACAAAGCGGUGCAGACAUUCGAAGAUUACACCGUUUCAGAACUGGACCUGACUUCUGAUGAGCCGCCCAAUGAGGAAUACUGGCGUAGGUUAGCCGAAAAACGGGGCGAAGCCCUGAAUGACAGUCUGCACGAAAAUGAAAGGCUCAAGGAAAACAUUGAAGCAUUACAAGAGGAGAACCAAGUCUGUAAAAAUAUGCUUGAUGAAUCCAGACACUUGGUGGAGAUUUUACAGGAAAUGCUUGAUGACUCACAAACUGAAGAAGAUUAAUAUUAUUUAUUGUUUUUUAAUGUUGUUUUUUAGUAUUAUUUGCAUCACUGUCGAUUAAAAUUUGUGACUAGAAUUUAUUUAAUUUUGUACUAUGCAUAAAUAAAUAUUUUUUUUCUAAA